AUGUCUUCAGCCAAGCUAUAUCCUCCCAGCAAAGAGUCUACAACAUCCAGUCCAUUACCACAACUCUUACAAACACCUUCAGGCCUAGCACUUCUGGAGCUUCAAGGGACACUCAACGUACCCGAAGAUUCGAAUGGCGAGGCUCUAGGUGAUGUUGACGUUGGAAGACUCGACUUCCCAGACUACACCCCAGGUGCCGAGGGUUCAGCAUGGAUGAAGCAGGUCCAUCUCUACGUUGGUCAACAUCAACGUCUGACUGGUGAAGUCAAGAAGCUGCCCAAAGCAAUGGCUGUGAUACGAAAAAGGGAGAACAAGAAAAUCAUUGGUUCUGGCGGAGAGUCAGAAGAGCAGGGAGAGAACUUUGAGGUGGUUGAGAUUGUCAAGUACAAGAUCAUGUUCUCCAACCGACCCGAACCUGUUGGAACCGCCAAUGCACCAUGA
Molecule: messenger RNA, 441 nt
Organism: Fusarium pseudograminearum CS3096
Lineage: Eukaryota; Fungi; Ascomycota; Sordariomycetes; Hypocreales; Nectriaceae
Exons: 1
Coding region: 1-441 (146 amino acids)
Biological process (GO): mitotic sister chromatid cohesion
Cellular component (GO): Ctf18 RFC-like complex
Source: RefSeq, a predicted model, not a curated record